Molecule: messenger RNA, 802 nt
Organism: Phyllotreta striolata
Lineage: Eukaryota; Metazoa; Arthropoda; Insecta; Coleoptera; Chrysomelidae
Source: the annotation of a GenBank genome assembly
GAUUUACGAAAAACUAAAAAAAGAAGACGCGAAUUUAAGGUUAAGUUCGUGUGUUUGAAAUUGUCCCAAAAAUGCUCAUACUUUAAACAAAAUAAGAGGUACCAAGUAAAAUGUCGCAAAUAGAAUUCGUUUUACCCGGCCAGGUCGUUAAAGAUGUGAAAUCUGUGCGAGGAGUAACAAUUUUGGGUCCAGGUUUGCGACAAAAUGAGGAUCAACCGAAUACCAUUUGUGUAACCCAACCUGGAAAGCUAUAUUUUAAGAGCCCCAAUGUGUACUGGAUCGAAGGCAACAGAAACAGGUACAUCCCUAAGAAGUACGAUUUAGUAGUAGGAGUUAUAGUGAAGAAAUCCGGAGACAUGUUGAAAGUGGACAUCGGUAGUGCAGAGCACGCUUCGUUAUCGCUUUUAGCCUUCGAGGGGGCUACCAAGAAGCAGAAGCCUGAUGUGCAAGUGGGCGAUAUUGUGUACGCAAAACUGUUGAAUGCUCAUAGGGAAAUGGAACCGGAAUUAGUGUGUGUGGAUUCUUAUUACAGAGCCGGUACUUUAGGAGUGCUUUCUAACGAUGGAUUCCUGAUGAAUAUCAGCCUAACAUUAGCUCAAAAACUGUUAGACAUUCAAAAUCCACUGUUAAGAUCGCUCGGCAAGAGAUUUUGCUACGAAAUAGCUGUAGGUGUAAAUGGAAAAUUGUGGAUUAACGCCAGAAAGACUAAAGAUGUACUUAACUUGAUGAAGGUGUUUCAGAUAACCGAUCAAAAUGCUAAGACGGAUUUAAGUGAAGUAAAUAAAAGUAUUUUGUAAAAAUA